AUGAACCGCACCACCAAAAUUGAAUACCUACUAAAUGAGGCCACCAGCAGGUGGUUAUUGUACUGGGAGUGUUUCUUUAAAAUGUAUCUGCCUAUGAACAAAGAAGUGUAAAGAAACUCUUCAAGCACCAUAACCACUGCAGCCAUUUGUGGAAAAAAAUGAUUUAGACUGCCCUCAUUAUGCCCCCUCAUAUGAGCGUUUGGUUUAAGUGAAAAAAUAAAGGUUAUGUAUAAAAAUUGUCUUCUUAUGGAAAGCUAUCUAAAGUGAAACCAGAGGGCACAUUGCACUUAUUUUCCAAGUUUGCACUUCAUAUCAGAACACUUUUUAUUUAUUUUUUUAUAAAUCACCCACAGCGCUCCUGGAAACGUGCUGGGGAAAAAUGAAAGAAAAAAAACCACACCAUAAGUAUGCUGUGUGGGUGUAUGCCUGCGACUGCCAGUGGAUUUGGUUGGUUACUUUCUACAAAAUGGAUACUGUUGAUUAGGACUACAGUUCCCUGCAACCAUUGCGAAUCCUACAGCCUUGUCCGGAAGUGACAUCACGAUAUCGGCUUUAAAUACGGUUGGUUGCGAGCGUGACGUUCUCUUGUCAUUGGUGCCAUCUUAGGAAGGUAAGCUUUGCCGUGUUCUUGCUGGAUGUCUGGCCUACUUACAAUCUUGUUCAAUCCUGGCUUUACCGAAGUCAUCCUUACCGAGAAUUAACUUUAUUUCAUUCUUUAUUCACAGGCUUAUCUUCUCAAGAUGAGAGCCAAGGUAAGAAACGAUUUUUACCGCUUCCAUCGGGGUUGGUUGUUGGGCGAUAAUUAGGCCUCUUUGCUGCUUUGUUCUUUCUUGUGGAUGGGUGUGUUUGUUUCAUAGGUCUAGCUGUGUUCCAGAACGUCUGAACGUAUAGAAUGUCUGAUGGUCGUGAUUAUACUGCAUUCUGUGCCGCAUUUUUCAGCUGUAUAUCUGUAGGAGCAUAUUUGCAUCUCCUUUCUUUAUAUAACAUGGCGUCACAUGAUCUUUCACAAUUAAUUAAAUCGAAGCCUGUUCUUUACGUGAAAGCUAGUCACAGGUCGCUCCUCAGGCUCUAACGCUUUGUGCCCUAUAUGGAGCAUUACUGCCCCUUCAGCUGUGUAUUGUUUGCCCAGAAGGACAUUUGGUCACAUGGCAGUCGUCUUACUACACUAGAAGCACCAGAUUAAAGCCAUUAUCUGGUGGGUGCUUGUCCAGAUAUAGAUCACCUUCAAGAAGGGGGUGGGGGGGUAAAAAAUCUUAUGAUUUGUUUCACUCUUGCUGCAAUGCAGCAGUCCCUUCCUUGAAAUGGUGGACUGCACUGACCCAAGUCCAUUUCAACACUAUCAAUUCCUUUACUCUGCAAACGGCUUCUAAAUUGCAUUUUUAAAACCUGGACCAUUUGGCUUGGUCAAAUCUGUGAAACUAACUGUAACAUUAUUAUUUUUUUUUUUUUCUCCUUACAGUGGAGGAAGAAGCGUAUGCGCAGGUAUGUCUACUUCAUAAAAACGUGCUACUGAUAACUUGUGUUAAUCUAUGUUCUAUAUUUUAAAAUAGCUUAAAACUUCCACUGGAAGGUAAAUAUUCAGUCUUUGCAAGUAAAUACAACCUUACGGUGAGUUUGCUGUUGACCUUAGUCUAACAGCGGCGGAUGACUAUCCAUGCCUGUACUAAAUUUUUUUUUUAUUUAUUUUUUUUAAUUUUGAGCCCUGUUUAAAGCACAGACUUAAGGAACAUGAAGUACUAGACAGGCAUGAUGGCUUUUUCUAUAUCUAUGCAGAAACUUAAUGUCUGCAUGAAUUGUCCCAUGUGGACACUGGAUCUGUAUAGAAUUUUCUGAUUUUGUUUUCAGAGGGUAUAUAAUGGUAGGCCUGGUUUUGGGCAUAUAGAAUAUCCAUGUAACGUAGCUACAAUUUUUAGGAAACUCCCUUCUGUAGUUUAAACUACAGAUUUUGAGCUUUUUCUUUAGUUCUUAAGUAAACAUGACCUGUUAUGAACUGCUUUUCAGAAAAGUCUGAACUUGAGAAUCUGACCGAUGUUAUGGCCAAAUGCUCAUGUAUGUCAGGAAUAUAGAAAGUACAUCAGAAUAAAGCUGGCAUCUUACCUAAAAAAAAAACUGCUUUAUUCUGUUGUAAUUGACCUUAAUUGCAACUUUGAACUCAUAUGAUCCAUGGCUUACAAUUUGAAAGGGAUAAUCAAACAAAAUAAAUGAUGUAAGCAGUAAUUUGCUAUUGGCUUAUUUGAUUGAAAAUAGAAAUCCGCUUGAAUACUUCCUGUUAUUGGCUGUCUAGUUCAGUGGGGAAAAAAAAUUUAACACUCAAAGAAAAAUUUAAAAUUUCUUUGAAAAUUAAGUUAGACCAUAUAAACUAGUAUUUUUGUAUGGAUAGUAAUAUUAUUUCUCUUCUAGACUGAAGCGUAAGAGGCGAAAGAUGAGGCAGAGGUCCAAGUAA
Messenger RNA from Pelobates cultripes (western spadefoot toad), 2443 nucleotides. The record is from the annotation of a GenBank genome assembly. NCBI's taxonomy places the organism in Eukaryota, Metazoa, Chordata, Amphibia, Anura, Pelobatidae.